AUGGCGACCUCUAACGCACCCCUCAAAGAUGACCUCGAUAUCGUCAUACCCACUAUUCGAAACCUUGAUUUCCUUGAAAUGUGGAGGCCAUUCUUUCAGCCAUAUCAUUUGAUCAUUAUUCAAGAUGGUGAUCCAUCGAGAAGCAUCAAAGUUCCUUCUGGCUUCGACUAUGAUAUCUACAAUCGUAACGAUAUUAACAAGCUCUUAGGUUCUAAAGCUUCUUGUAUAUCGUUCAAGGAUUCCGCUUGCAGAUGUUUUGGUUAUAUGGUUUCCAAAAAGAAGUACAUUUUCACCAUUGAUGAUGAUUGUUUUGUUGCUAAAGAUCCAACUGGGAAAGAUAUAGAUGCACUUCAACAGCAUAUUAGGAACCUCCUUCAUCCAUCAACACCUUAUUUUUUCAACACCCUUUAUGACCCAUUUUCUGAUGGGGCUGAUUUUGUCCGUGGAUAUCCUUUUAGUCUCCGUGAGGGUAUUCCUACCGCAGUGUCUCAUGGUUUGUGGCUUAAUAUUCCUGAUUAUGAUGCUCCAACUCAGCUUGUCAAGCCUCGUGAGAGAAACAAUCGGUAUGUGGAUGCAGUUAUGACAAUUCCAAAGGGAACUUUGUUUCCUAUGUGUGGAAUGAAUUUGGCAUUUGAUAGAGACCUCAUUGGCCCGGCAAUGUACUUUGGGCUCAUGGGUGAUGGUCAGCCUAUCGGUCGCUAUGAUGACAUGUGGGCUGGUUGGUGUGUUAAGGUGAUAUGUGAUCAUUUGGGGCUUGGGAUCAAGACAGGGUUGCCAUACAUAUGGCACAGCAAAGCCAGUAACCCAUUUGUGAACUUGAAGAAAGAGUACAAAGGGAUCUUUUGGCAAGAAGAGAUUAUACCAUUCUUCCAAGCCGCUAGUCUGCCAAAAGAUUGCACCACGGUUCAGACGUGCUACAUUGAAUUGGCAAAGCAGGUUAAGGAUAAGCUGGGGAAAUUAGACCCUUACUUCGUGAAGCUUGGAGACGCCAUGGUUACAUGGAUUGAAGCUUGGGAAGAGCUCAAUCCGAAAGAAUCCAAGAAGGCUAGUGGCAAGUGAAAGUGAGUGUGCGCUUAGGCUCUUUUUCUGUUAAUAUUUCAGUAGUUGUGAAUGUGAGAAUUCAAGAUUCUUUCUCCACCAAGUAUAAGUCAGUUUUACAGGUUUUAUUACGAGUUACUGUUUUCAUUUGGUAUUACAUAGUGAUAAUAAAUAGUACUCUC
Messenger RNA from Erigeron canadensis, 1220 nucleotides. Its product is annotated as probable UDP-arabinopyranose mutase 1. NCBI's taxonomy places the organism in Eukaryota, Viridiplantae, Streptophyta, Magnoliopsida, Asterales, Asteraceae. The record is from RefSeq and is a predicted model, not a curated record. Gene Ontology annotation, molecular function: UDP-arabinopyranose mutase activity. Gene Ontology annotation, biological process: UDP-L-arabinose metabolic process; plant-type cell wall biogenesis. The coding region runs from base 1 to 1059 and encodes 352 amino acids. Gene Ontology annotation, cellular component: cytosol; Golgi apparatus. The transcript is spliced from 4 exons.